AUGGUGGCACCAGUGAGAGUGGCACCAGUGACAGGAACCAGUGACGGUGGCACCAGUGAGAAACCAGUGAGAGUGUCACCAGUGAGAGGGCACCAUGAGGAUGGCACCAGUGAUAGUGGCACCAGUGAGGGUGGGUACCCAGUGAGUGUGGCACCAGUGAGUGGGUACAGUGAGGGUGGCACCAGUGAGAGUGGCACCAGUGAGUGUGGCACCAGUGAGGGUGGUGGCACCAGUGAGUGUGGCACCAUGGAGGGUGGCACCAGUGAAAGUGGCACCAGUGAUAGUGGCAUCAGUGAGAGUGGCACCAGUGAUAGUGGCACCAGUGAGGUGGCACCAGUGAGAGUGGCACCAGAGAGUGGCACCAGUGAUAGUGGCACCAGUGAGAGUGGCACAGAUGGCACCAGUGAAUGGCUCAUUGAGGGUGGGACCAGUGAAAGUGGCACCAGUGAGACUGGCACCAGUGAGAGUGUGUCACCAGUGAUGGUGGCACCAGGGUGUGGCACUUUUGAUGGUGGCAUCACUGAAGCUGGCACUAGUGAGAGUGGCACCAGUGAUAGUGGCAUCAGUGAGAGUGGCACCAGUGAUAGUGGUGCAUCAGUGAGAGUGGCACAGUGA
This is a messenger RNA of Homarus americanus (American lobster), 615 nucleotides long. Its product is annotated as secreted protein C-like. The transcript is spliced from 4 exons. The record is from RefSeq and is a predicted model, not a curated record. Lineage: Eukaryota; Metazoa; Arthropoda; Malacostraca; Decapoda; Nephropidae. The coding region runs from base 1 to 615 and encodes 204 amino acids.